Molecule: messenger RNA, 986 nt
Organism: Trichosurus vulpecula (common brushtail)
Lineage: Eukaryota; Metazoa; Chordata; Mammalia; Diprotodontia; Phalangeridae
Product: olfactory receptor 8B3-like
Exons: 1
Coding region: 30-986 (318 amino acids)
Biological process (GO): sensory perception of smell; G protein-coupled receptor signaling pathway
Cellular component (GO): membrane
Molecular function (GO): G protein-coupled receptor activity; odorant binding; olfactory receptor activity
Source: RefSeq, a predicted model, not a curated record
CCUCUCCUCAUAGAUCCCUCAAGGGGAGAAUGUCUUUGGAAAAUUCCUCUUCAGUGACUGAAUUCAUCCUUGCAGGCUUAACAGAUCAAGCAGAGCUCCAGCUACCUCUAUUCCUCCUGUUUAUGGGGACCUAUGUGAUCACUAUAGUGGGAAAUGUGGGACUGAUCAUUUUAAUCAGGAUGAAUUCUGAGCUUCACAAUCCUAUGUACUAUUUCCUCUUCAACUUAUCUUUCAUAGAUCUUUGCUACUCCUCUGUCUUUACUCCCAAAAUGUUGAUGAAUUUUGUCCUAACCAAAAACAUCAUCUCUUAUUCAGGGUGUAUGGCUCAGCUCUUUUUCUAUUGUUUUUUUGUUAUAUCUGAAAACUAUGUAUUGACAAUAAUGGCUUAUGAUCGUUAUGUCGCCAUCUGUAAUCCAUUGCUAUAUAAUGUUAUUAUGUCCAAUCAGGUGUGUUCAUUGCUAUUGGGUGGGGCAUAUGUAAUGGGGUUUGCUGGUGCAAUAGCCCACACUGGAUGCAUGUUGAGACUGUCCUUCUGUGAUGCCAACAUCAUAAACCACUACAUGUGUGACAUACUCCCUGUCCUCCAGCUUUCCUGCACCAAUACAUAUGUCAAUGAGCUGUUGGUUUUCGUUUUUGUGGGCAUUAACAUCACAGUACCUAGUGUCACCAUCUUCAUCUCUUAUGCUCUCAUCCUGUCCAGUAUCCUGAAAAUCAGCUCCACUGAAGGCAGGUCCAAAGCUUUUAGCACCUGCAGCUCCCACAUAAUUGUGAUCACUCUUUUCUUUGGUUCAGCUUCAUUCAUGUAUUUCAAGCCAUCUUCAUCAGGGUCUGAAGAGCAGGGGAAAGUUUCUUCAGUCAUUUACACAAAUGUGGUGCCCAUGCUAAACCCCAUCAUUUAUAGUCUUAGGAAUAAAGAUGUUAAGGUUGCCUUUAGGAAAACCUUGAAAGGAAGAAUAUUUUCCAGAACAAGCGCAGGAUUUUCAUAA